Molecule: messenger RNA, 1203 nt
Organism: Amaranthus tricolor (Joseph's coat)
Lineage: Eukaryota; Viridiplantae; Streptophyta; Magnoliopsida; Caryophyllales; Amaranthaceae
Product: ribosome-recycling factor, chloroplastic-like
Exons: 11
Coding region: 108-938 (276 amino acids)
Biological process (GO): plastid translation
Cellular component (GO): chloroplast
Molecular function (GO): ribosomal large subunit binding
Source: RefSeq, a predicted model, not a curated record
AUAACAUGCACUAUUCCGGACCGCACUUACUUAUCUGUAUGUAGCCCGUAGGUGUCAUUUCACAGCACUCUUCACCUUCCACAAUUUAAGCAAAGAACUCAGCUUCAAUGGCGACUUCUUCACUCUCUUCUGCUACUGCUGGUCGCCACUCUUCUCGUCGUCGCCACUCUUCCGUCUCUCUCCAAGGAACUAGUAAUGUGGAAUGCAAUCACUUGCAAAAUCAACUUGGAAGAACCACUGUUUCUUUUUGGAGGUCUUCUGCUAAUUAUGCUAGGAUGGAUUGUGGUGUUAAAAAGUUAUCCGGAAAAUAUGUUGUGGUGAGACAGUUUCCCAAUAGAGCAGGAACUUUUAGGUGUGCAACUAUUGAGGAAAUUGAAGCGGAAAAGUCCAUGAUAGAGAAGGACACUAAACAAAGGAUGGAGAAGACGAUUGAAACAGUACGCUCAAAUUUCAAUUCUAUAAGGACAAGUAGAGCUAAUCCUUCAAUGUUGGAUCGGAUAGAGGUUGAGUACUAUGGAACUCCUGUGAGCUUGAAAAGCAUUGCACAAAUUAGUACCCCUGAUGCUAGUUCCAUUUUGAUAUCACCAUUUGACAAAUCAAGCUUGAAGUCUAUAGAGAAGGCAAUUGUUACCUCACAGCUUGGUUUAACUCCAAGUAAUGACGGGGAUGUUAUUCGGCUAUCCCUGCCUCCAUUAACUUCAGAAAGAAGGAAGGAGCUUUCAAAAGUUGUUGCUAAACUUGCAGAAGAAGGCAAGGUUGCUGUGAGGAACAUAAGAAGAGAUGCCUUGAAGGCUUAUGAAAAACUCGAGAAGGAGAAGAAGCUUUCAGAAGAUAACGUGAAAGAUCUAUCUGCUGAUCUGCAGAAAAUGACCGAUGAGUAUAUGAAGAAGGUUGACUCUAUCUAUAAGCAGAAAGAGCAGGAACUGAUGAAAGUCUGAGCGUUGUACAGCGAAAUAGAGCCGUUAUAAUUUUGAAUUCUAAUGUUCUUAUUAGUAAGCUUGAGGAGAGCCUUGUUUUGCAAUUUUUCUCGUGCAUAACAUAUUCCUGGAAAUAGGCCUUGUUCGAUUAAGAAAUCUAAAUAGAAUUGGACCAACAUUCAAAAGUAUGUUGCUUACUCUGCUUUUAACAGUUCGUUGUAAUGAUAUUUCUCUUGAUAGUCAAAUGCUUAUUUUACGAAGUGGGCAAAUUUGUUCUGUUUAUAAA